ACCGAAGCGAGGUGUUGGACAGCUGUGCCCGGAAAUACCGACGUUUUGUGCCGAAAGAAUUGUGGGGACAGGGGAAAGCGUACUGGGGACGAUUCCAGAUCUUAUAGAAGUGCUUCUGAUCAUCUAUCCCCGUCUGGUGUUGGGACCACCCUGCCGUGCGUCUGACACUCAUGAUGGUGUCUUACUACUACCUCGCCCUGCUGCCGCUUCUAUACUCUAUUCGGAACUCACUGCCGCUUGCCUGGACCGCUCGGGUCUUCUACAUCAUCCACACACGCUCCAUUGCCUCGACGCCUUCCCUCCAUCCUCUGAUCCCAAAGGCGCUUUCCUACUUUCUGCCCAAGCUCUUCCCACCGAGACCGAAGAAGGGAAUCACAACUGUCGUCAAGCCAUACCAGGUGCUAUCAUGUCUUCCUCCUCCAAAUUCCUCCAUCUUCAACCUCACCUCGAUCUCCAAGCAUGUUGCCUCCAUCGACGAGUGUGAUAUGAAUAUGCAUCUGAGCAACUCUUCAUAUCCGAAAAACUUCGACUUUGCAAGGCUACACUUUGCCUACUCCAUCCUCACGCGGGGAUUGUUGGAGGCGAGCAAGCGGGACAAGGCGUGGAUUGCAUUGGGCGGUACGAGCUUCAGAUUCCUAAAGGAGAUCCCUCUGGGAAGCAGCUAUCAGGUCGAGGUCAGGGUCUGGACCUGGGACUCCAAGUGGGUCUGUGAGUAGCAAAGUCGUGCUCGAUCCGCUUUGGAACAGGUUCUGAUGCUCAUUGACCACGUUACUGUGCCUCCGUGCUCUUCUCUCUAUCCUGCUUCUGUCCUCCCCUUCUUAGACUCCAUUGGCAAGUUCAUCUCCAAGUCGAAGAAGAAAGGCGGCAAGCCAACAGUCCACUGCAUCGCCCUCGGCAGGCUCUGUGUAAAGUCGGGGAGGAAGACGAUUCCGCCGUGGUUCUUUUGGUCGAUCUGCGGCUUCACACCCU
Molecule: messenger RNA, 969 nt
Organism: Microstroma glucosiphilum
Lineage: Eukaryota; Fungi; Basidiomycota; Exobasidiomycetes; Microstromatales; Microstromataceae
Exons: 2
Coding region: 174-716 (180 amino acids)
Source: RefSeq, a predicted model, not a curated record